Molecule: messenger RNA, 654 nt
Organism: Nothoprocta perdicaria
Lineage: Eukaryota; Metazoa; Chordata; Aves; Tinamiformes; Tinamidae
Exons: 3
Coding region: 31-654 (207 amino acids)
Source: RefSeq, a predicted model, not a curated record
AUCUGGAAUACAAAUUUACUCGUGAGAGACAUGCUUCUGAAAAGCGAUCUGGAUAAUGAGGGUAUCCUGGAGUGUGUGCUUAAACUGAUCUCACUAACAAAAGAGCUGAGCAGAUCUCUCAGCCAGCAGUUGGAGAAUAUUGUAGAAGGUCUUCAAGACAUUUGCCACUUACUGAGAGCUCUUCAAGACAAACACAGGAAAUUGACUUCAAGGCAAGAGUGCAAUGAAAUUAUAGAUUGUUUGCUGAAAGUGAAGGAUUAUUUGAUAAAUACAGUCUCAUACCUUCAAGAGACAGAGAAUAAACUUAAUGCUGCUAACUACAAACAUGAUGAUAAAUCUCAGAUCCAGACAGCUGAGAGUGCUUCAGGAGAAAUGCACGUUUGCUAUUCUGAAGUAGAAGGAAAAGAGUCUGCGCAAAUAUCUUCUAGUCUAAGUCAGCCAUCCCAAAUAGCUCCUUCCCAGAGCUGGAACAGUAAUCAAAUCCAGACAAGUGAAACCAAAGCUGUGGAAAAAGAAACAGUUGCAUCAUUAACUGCAAAUGUAUCUGCUCAAGAAAAGUAUAUUAGCAGAGAAACUCCAGUGAAAAAGGAAAAUGAAAAAACUUAUGGAAGUGGCUCUUCUACUAAAAUGUUUCCAGAACUAAGAUACUCAUAG